Molecule: messenger RNA, 614 nt
Organism: Drosophila yakuba
Lineage: Eukaryota; Metazoa; Arthropoda; Insecta; Diptera; Drosophilidae
Exons: 1
Coding region: 83-484 (133 amino acids)
Source: RefSeq, a predicted model, not a curated record
CUCAUCACACACAAAGCUUCAGUCCCAGACAGACUCCGUCAAAAAUCACACAGCACCGACACGACAACAAUUCCACUCAAGGAUGAUUUCAAAGAUCAAGACCUGGAGCCGUUCGCCGCUGAUUCCGGCCAGAGAUCACGGGUCAGCGAUCCUUCCGCCGGCAGAUCGGCCGGAACCCAUUCCGGAGCUGUGCGAGGAAAGGCCGGUAAUGGGCUGGCUGCUCGGCUGGGAGUACGGGAGGAAGUGGCUGGAGAGGCGCGAGGAGAUCCAGAGGCACCGCAACAUGGUCAGCAAGUUCGGCAGGAUUCCGUCGGACUUCAGCUGGUGGCUCAACCAGCGUAGACCCCUCUUUGUGCGCCUUCAGCGAUUCCGGAGCAAGCCCGGACCUCGUCCACGGAAACAGAUCACGGCCUUCGAGAUGGCCAAGCGGAGGCGUGAGGAGCAGAACCGCAAGCUAUUGGAGAGCCAGCCCAAAAACCAGUAAAACACAUACUAUCCAACAUGCUUAUCAAAGAAAAACCAAAAUUGCCCAACCAAGCAAUUGUAAAUAUACCAAAAAGAAAUCGAAGUGCAACGAAUUUUGAUGCGCCAAUAAACACGGUUAGAAUGCUGAA